Molecule: messenger RNA, 5087 nt
Organism: Macrobrachium nipponense
Lineage: Eukaryota; Metazoa; Arthropoda; Malacostraca; Decapoda; Palaemonidae
Exons: 4
Coding region: 1266-3326 (686 amino acids)
Source: RefSeq, a predicted model, not a curated record
UGCCGAGGGUGAAAUUCCUCGCGACAAACAAAUGCUUUGAAAAAAUGGAAAUCGAUGAAAUCACGGCAGAAAUUUUUGAUAGCAGGCCAUCAAUCACUCGUUGUUAUUAUUAAUAAUACAGGACACUUUGCCUACAGGGACCGAAAAACUGCUCGAAGUUGUCGUUCACGGAACAGUUCCAUAUAUAAGAACCAAACGAAUGGCGACACUCGACUACUUGGUGGCUCGGUCUCAUGACCGUUAUCUAUGUUGAUGUGUCAGUACGAUGGAGGCCAGCGCUGGACAUUUGUGUAGCUACCCGUCCCAUUUUUUAACCACGUAAGCAAAGUUUGUGUCUGAGGCAAAGUUUUACAGUUCGAUAUUUUGCGCCCUCUUGUGAAAUAACAUACUCAGCAGCAUCUUUGAAAGUUUUGUGUAGGACGGUGAUCAUUCAUAAUAAAAAGAUCUUCCAAUGCUAGUGCCAUUAAAUUUUGAGAAGAUACAGGUGAACAAGUGCAGAUUAUAAUUACUAUUUUUGUCAUGGCGUCUCAGUGUUAAUCUCUAACAUGGCAUCGUCAGGACCAAGUAUUUGUCCAGAAGCACUUAGAAACUUCAGAUAUUACUAUUCUGUGACACACUGGGGAAAGAAGGUGCUGUUCAUAAUAUACCGUUUCUCUUUCCUCGAUGGACAGAGCAAGAAAAUUUCCGAGAUUCUCGUCGACAACGGAGUGCAACUUGAAAGAUAUCCUUUCAAUUCCCAGGAUGUCACAAACCUGACCGACAAGCAUCCAGAAGAUUUGGACAUCACUCUGAUGAAUAAAGUAUGCCGGGCUCUUUGGCAAAAGGGGGUAAAGAACCCUAGUGAUGAACUUAAAGCUUUAGUGAAAAAAAUAAAAGAUGAGAGGAACGUUGUUAGCCAUGAAGUGGAGAUGAUGACGGUCCCAGAUUUAAUAAGCAAGCUCUCUGACUUUCAAGCAACGCUCGAGGAAACUCUUUGCGAAGCCAAAUCUGUCUUUUCGAGUCAUGUUGCGGAAAUUGUUCUACUCGAAAAGGAGAUCCAAGAGGCCAUUCCAAAGCUGAUAGGAAAGAUCCGUGAGAAAUACGAUCCCUCAAUCCCGGAAGACUUGCAAAACUUUCAGGAAGAAAUAGACGCGUUUGGGUAGGAGCUCUCUGAAUACAUACAACAACUCUCUCGGAAAGAACUCUUGUCUCUUUACAUCAACCUCUGUCAGAUUUCCCCCUUCGACUGGCUAGCUCAGUUUAGUAUCACAUAUCCAUGUGCCAUCAUGGUUUGCUCAAAGUUGUCGGAGAGUAAGGAGUUUCACUGGGGUCUUCGUGGCAGUGGAGCCAUCACUGUUGAUCAAAAUGGAAUCCUGGAAGUUAAAGACCCAUCAGGAAACGACCCCAAAGUCGUCAUUAUCUCUGGUAAUGCAGGUUCAGGAAAGACCACGAUUCUCUGUUCCAUUGCUGAGAAAUGGCAUAAGAACGCAGAAGAUAUGCCAGAGCUUUCCUCCUUUCAAAUAUUACUCUACAUGCAGUUUAGAAAUCAUAGCCAUGACAACUUUGAUGACUUCCUACGAAACUUGCUUCCAAACACUGUAUCUCUGUUUCAGUUGAAGCAUAUAAAGUCUUCAGUGAUUGACUCUAAAUGUCUAGUCUUGUGUGACGGGUAUGAUGAGUGGAAUGAGAAAUCUGCAAAGCUCUUUGAAGAAAUAUUAUCUCUUCCUUCUAAGAAUAUGAAGAUUGUUGUCACCACACGACCAGGGAACACUGAAAGACUAACAGAAAUUGUGAACAAAGAAAAAUGCGUCAGAGUCAACCUACAAAUUUUAGGUCUUCAGAAAGAGGACAUGAACUUGCUUACAGAAACACUCAUUGGCCAUCUGGUGAAAGAUGACCAGACCCGAAAGGAACUGAAAAGUGACCUACUUCGAAAAAUAGAUGAAAUGGACGCUAAAAUUAGGGUCAUCCUGCAGACACCAUUGUUUUUCAACCUGUUUGUUCUUCUUCAUGUUGAAUGUCAGGAUCUGAGCAAUGAAAUGAACAGCAGGGCAUCACUCUACCUGCAACUGAAGAAGCACAUGACUAAAAGAAUCUCCAACAAGACAGGAAUCUCAAGAGAAUCACUGGAGGAAUUUGAUGCUUUGUACAGAAAAUGGUCUCUGAAACACUAUACUGAGAGAAAAUAUGAAUGGUAUGAGGAAGAUGUAAAAAGAUUUAAAUCAGAGAUAAGAUGCCAAGAGGUACUUGACAACUUUGAUGCCAUCAUGUCAUCCUACUUCAAUAUAAAACAUACGAAUAAGCUUCUUGAGAUUGGAACAGUAUUCUGCCACAGACACCGAAGCGAGCAGGAGUUUGCAGCUGCAGGCUCCAUCUGUGACGACAUCAUCGUUUCAAGCAGAAAGCAGGAAGGAGGGAACAUUUUCCUCGAUGUGCUGUUGUCAAAGGGAAUCUUAAAGCCUGAAGAUCUUGUGCCAAGGACGCCGGAUCCAUUUGACGACCUGGCGGAAAUCAUGGACGCGGUUAAAAAGCGUGUAAUACCGGAAGUCAGAGAAAUGCUUUCCUUCGUACCAGGAAUACUUCACAAUACUAAGAAAACUGUGCUGUACCAAAUCAUAGAUGACAUUCACGAUUUCUACGUCAAGUUCAAUGAAGUCUAUGAAUUACGCGUUACGGAUGAUCUUUUGGUGCCGUAUGCUGAAACCAGAUUGGAUGAAAAGGUUCUGGAAUCACUUGUUUCACGGUUCAGAAAAAUAGAUGCGGGUGGGAGAGUCUAUUUAAGGCAAAUGGAUGAUCUUUUCGUCCUACCGUCCUUAUUGUCUAAACUGAGGCCCAAUGAAGUUGUGUUUCAAGAUGUACCGAGAGAUCUUGCAGAGCUCAACAAAACACUGGAGGUUACCAAUCAGCUCGGCAUCCAUACAGAGUUUAACAUAACUAUGUCGCGAAAGCAAUUUCAAGCAAUUACAGGCCAGGUUUUGCAUCCAGUAGAUUACUUAGCUGUGAUAAUCAACAGAGAUGUGCUCGAAGACCCGGGCAGCCUUCGUCCGUUUUCUCUCCAGAGUUCUGCCAGACGACUGACAAUGAAGUACUUCCUCUACAGCGAUGACGUCGACCGCGUGGCCGAGGUCCUGAACAGGACGGUUCCUCCGAACCGCGCCGAGGACACCACCGAAUUAACCGUCUUCUUUCCGAUAAGUGAUAACAUAGGACGUCUGCUCCAGUUGCUGACCGUCGGGCCUUUGAGGUCAAUAACUUUUGUGCCAGAGACGAAUUUUGACAUGAGCCAAUGGGAGGACCUGAAGAAACUCGCUGUAGAAAAGCGACUCGGACAAAUAAAGAUUCAUUAACUAAAAUUUUGUUUUCAGACUGAAAAAAAAAAAAAAAAUCACAGGAAUACAAUUUUUUUCAGACUUAAUAAAAUUCACAAGACAAAUUUUUCAGACCGAAAAAAAAUUAAGAAAUAGGAAGAGGAUUUUUUUUUCAGGCCUUUCCUGAUUUAGUAAUUGGGUCUAUUGUAUUUCAUUGUACCGAUUUUUAUUACAAAGAAUAAUCGAAUUAACAGUCACCCCACAUUGCAAGAUAAUGUCCAUUGUUAAGAAAUUCACAGUCUCGUGAAAACAAAUUGUUAAAAAAUCCACUAUUAUACAUUAAAAAUACAUUUCUAUGUAAUAUUAGAACAAAGACUUUUAAACACCUGAACGGUGUUCCUCAUCAGUGUAACGUAAUAUAUAAUUGUGGAUUUUUAACAACAUAAUAUCCAUUGUUAAUGAGAGUUUGUAGAGAACGUGACGACUGGAAUAUUUACACAAUAUUGAUAUUGAUAAACUUUUGCUUUUACUGUAAGACACUACGUAUGCCAAGCUGUACUGAAAUGAAUAAUAAACGCAAGGAUCCUGAUGCUAGCGGCAUAAUUGAGGCUUCGGAAUUUAGUAGAGCAAGGUGACAAAUAAGAAAGGAUUUUUGAAGAAAUGUCUGUGGUCAAUCAAAAUCAUAACAUUUUAAUCUUUUUCUGUCAGUUUUACUCUCAUGGAUUUUUAUACAUUGAUAAUUUGCUUAUAAUGCUUUUUUUUACAAUCUGUUCAUAUUUUCUACCAAAAUGAAUGUCUUAGUAACCUAAGUUUUUUGUAUCCUGUUCAUGAAAUGUGCAAUUUUUCAAGACUCUCGAAGUUUAAUUUUUCAGUUAUUUACUUUUGUUUUGUUGUCUCAGAUUGUAAUGAUGGAAAUCAUUCAUUUAGCUUUUAUGACAGUACUCAUGGAAAUUGGUGGAUUGGAAAACCGAAUUGGUUUUCAUCUUAUCAAGAUGUUAAGUUAGCCACUCGAAGUUGAGAUUGUCUAUGAUUGAGUGUACGUACGUAAGUACGUAACCGUAACCAAGUGCGCAGUUGCAUAUGCUCAAAUUGCUCUGUUCGAGACGAGUACGGCAACGCUGAGGGGAAACGAAUGUAUCUCCCCUUAUAUUCAUUUGAAAUUACGUAUUUCUCCCUUGUAAAAGGUAUGCACUUGUCGUAGUUUAUAAUGUACAUGUUGCCAUAACAUUUGGUUGUGUUUCUUUAUAUACUUUUACUUUGAUAUAACUGUCAAUUGCCAAGAAUUGUAAUGGUACUGUUACUAAGUUGCACCAUGUUGAGCUUACAUGUUGUUGCAAUUGUGCCAUCAACUAACUGUAGGUUAAGAUGUGAAUUAGUCUUCCAUAUAUUUAUAAAAAUGUAAGUUCUAGAGUAAAUUCCACCCAUGUUAUGCAUAUAAAGUCAGGCUAACUGCGAUGCGUAACAGUAAAGUUAGGCAUGAGUAGCAUAGCCUAAAGGCCUAACUACUGCAUGCUCUUUGGCACGAAAUUGCCAUCCUAAAAGAACUGUUUGUAUUACAGGGAACCAGUAUAGGGGUAGAGUGUAAGAACCAGUAUAGGGGUCCAGUGUAAGAACCAGUAUAGGGGUCCAGUGUAAGAACCUGUAUAGGGGUCCAUUGUAAGAACAAGUAUAAGAAUCGGUGUUGGUUCUAACUGGUAUUGAAGGAGUACAGCUAGGAAUAAGCUGCUUUUACAAUGUACCCACCUACUGUUAAGAAGAAAUAUUAAAAAUAAAACCCGGGAGCCAGUCUUUCUCUCAUCC